Ilex paraguariensis (yerba mate) is the source of this 393-nucleotide messenger RNA. The record is from the annotation of a GenBank genome assembly. NCBI's taxonomy places the organism in Eukaryota, Viridiplantae, Streptophyta, Magnoliopsida, Aquifoliales, Aquifoliaceae.
AUGAAUUUUCAUCUCUCUAAACUCCACAAGCCCAAAGGCCACUUUGUUCUAUCUCCUCCACUCCCUUCUCAUCACUCCACGACCCACACCCUUUCCAGACCCUUCUCAUCUCAGCCUCUCUCUUCUCAACCACCAGACCCAGACCCACCUUCACCUUCGCCAGAACUCGUCAAUGAGCUUUCUCGCAUUCUCAGUGACUAUCGAAGCCCCCACCACGACAUCGAAUCAGCUCUCACUUCAUUCUCAUCCCAAAUAUCCACCAAUUUGGUUGAGCAAGUCCUCAAACGGUGCAAAAACCUUGGGUUCUCUGCCCACGGAUUCUUUCUUUGGGCUCAGCGAUUGCCUGGAUUUAGUCACAGUAAAGAAAGCUAUCACAUUNGAAUAAGUCCGUAG